Ceraceosorus bombacis is the source of this 1877-nucleotide messenger RNA. The record is from the annotation of a GenBank genome assembly. Lineage: Eukaryota; Fungi; Basidiomycota; Exobasidiomycetes; Ceraceosorales; Ceraceosoraceae.
AUGUUACCAAGGUGCGGCUCGCAGCUUGCUGGAUUAGAGGCUCACGUCCGGCAAGGCGCGGGCUCGCAGCGGCAAGCCCAACCACUGCCAUUUUGGGGAGUGGUCGGUCGUGCUUGCCCGGCUAGAAUGGCGAUGAUGAGCGCCUUGGCCUCCUACCUCACAUUGCUGCUUGCCGAGAGCAAGCCUGCGACUCAGCUUCACAAUUGCAGCAGUCACGAGUCAGAGUCCGGUGCCUGCUGGCGUCGGUGUCAAACUUGCAUGUAUGCGUAGAAGAAGACCCAAGAAGACCCCGAGCGGUUCGCCGACUGAUUUCGAAUUGCCAGAGUUUGUGGUUGUGGGUGUAGGAUGGUGAGAAGCAGAGGCGCAUGCAUGACGUGCAACGCUCGUUCAGCUGCUCUAUGAGCGGCUGCAACGGUCGACCCGCAUUGAACAUCUUUGCUCGCGACGCGCACUGUGCCGCUAUGCCGCUGUGCCCCGAACGCUCAUUCCCUCCACUCGUGACUUGUGCGUGACCUUUGGACCUCGGGACGCGCGCGAUGGAGCGCAUGGGCUACUCAUCAUACCCUCAAAAUUGGCUCUUCACGACUCACCACUCACACUGCUCCAUCUUCAGUGCAACCCGUCCACAACUUGGCCCGACCCGCCGACCCGCCGAUCCAGUGAUCAUCUCCAUCACUCGUCGCUAGCCGUAGGUCGGUACACUCGUUCUCGAUCACGCCCAGUCGGACCUUCGAUUGCAGACCGGCUGAGUAGGAUAGCGAACAGCCGUUUCUUAACAUCGACAUCCUGCCCAAGAGACCGAGCGACUGCACGGGAUCCACCUGCCCGAACGUGUCUUUGCUGCAUUCGUUCAAGUCAUCAAAUCCAACGCACUGAAAUUGCCGGACCACGGCGAGGCGAACAUCACCUGAUCAGUCAUCAUCAGGACCUUGCAAAGAUUCCUGGCCUCCCUGCCUGCGGAUGGGAAGGUGAUCUGGCCUGCCGCAGCUGGGCGGGGCAAGAUGGCGUGGUCCAAUGCGCUCGCUCAGUACGCUAGGACCAAGGACCUGAACACUCUACCCGAGGGCACUCUGCUGAGGAGCGAUGAGCAUACAUUGACCAUCUACGAUGGAUAUCCCAAGGCCAAGUUUCAUUUCUUGGUCUUGCCGCGAGUACCAUUCCAGCUUCACUCGAGCGACUCGGAGGCGAGCAAGCCCAGAGACGCCUUUGAGCUUCUCAAGAAGGGACCUACUUGUGUUCCGCCGAACCAUUUAUCCAACCUCAAAUCUCUGCUUUCCAGUCCGCACGCAUCAAGGGUGCUCGCCGCUCUUCGAAAAGCAUCCGAGGAGACUGUGCAGCUCAUCCAAGAGGAACAGCCCUACACGAAGCUGGCGGAGGACCAAGAAGAAGCGGGUACGACGUGGCCUGUGCAUGUAGGGUUUCACGCCGUGCCGAGCAUGGAGCACGUCCAUCUGCACAUCAUCAGCUCCGAUCUCAUUUCCGAAAGACUCAAGAACAAGAAACAUUACCUCUCCUUCCAUCCUUCUCAUGGCUUCUGGCUACCCUUGACUCACAUAGAAGAAAUGGUUCGCAAGGGGCAGAAAAAUUUACCUCAUGAUGAACGUUAUUAUGAGAAUCUGCUCAAGUCGACGCUGACAUCUUUCUACGAUGAGAGCGAGCACAGUCAUAUACCCAAGCUCAAAGCUCACCUCGAGACGAAAUGGAUCGAAGAUGUGCGGAGAAGGAGGGCCUCUAGUGAAGAUGAUGGCGGCAGCUCGAUGGAGUUCAAGCCGUCGGACGCUCCUCGGCGGCCCGAGAGAGCUGAGCAGCGGCACGUCUCCCACUUCAACACAUCAGCUCGACGCAGCGCAAGUCCAGCACCAAAAAGUCUCAGGUAG